CCGGCCGGGCCUUUGUGUCCUGCGGGUCCUCGGAGCUGCAGUUUGUCUUCAGCGCUCGUUCUUCUUUGCUUCGGGAAACUCAGGUAACCCUAAGCCUUUGUCUGCCUAUGACCUGCGGGUUUUGAAACAUCUGCAGGGAGGAUCCCUGGGCACCACGGAAGCCGCAAAAUGAUAAUCUUAACUAAGAAGAAAUUUCAGAGAAGGAAGAAGAGAGAAGUGGCUGGUUCUCAGGUGAAUGUGUCCCAGGGACUGUUGACAUUCAGGGAUGUGGCCGUAGAAUUCUCUCUGGAGGAGUGGGCAUGUCUUGACAAUGCUCAGCGGAAUUUGUAUAGGGAUGUGAUGUUAGAGAACUACAGAAAUUUGGUCUUCCUGGGUCUUACUGCCUCUAAGCCAGACCUGAUCACCUGCCUGGAGCAAAGGCAAGAGCCCUGGAAUGUGAAGACAAAUGAGACAGUAGCCAGACACCCAGAAUUCCCACAAAGGCAAUUUGCUGUGUCUUAUCAUUCCACCCAACACUAUUUGCCAGAGCAGCAUGUAAAAUAUUUAUUCCCAAAAGUGAUAGCAAGAAGAUAUGGAAGCUGUGGCCUUGAGAAUCUACAAUUAACAAAAGACUGGGAAAGUGUGGGUGAGUGUAAGGAGCAGAAAGGAUGCCAUAAUGAACGUAACCAAUGUUCAACAACUACCCAUAGCAAAAUCUUCCAGUGUAAUCAGUGUGUGAAUGUCUUCAGGAAAUUGUUAAAUCUAAAUAGACAUAAGGUGAGACAUACUGUAGAGAAACUUUUUAAAUGUAAAGAAUGUGGGAAAGCCUUUAACCAAUGCUCACAUGUUGCUCAACAUAAAAUUAUUUCUAAUACAAAGGAAUAUUACAAAUUGAAAGAAUGUGGCAAAGUGUUUAAUCAGUGCUUAUACCUUUCUAAGCAUGGGAGAACUCAUACUGGAGAGAAAGCAUACAAAUGUGAAGAAUGUGGCAAAACCUUUCACAAGUACUCAGCCCUUUCUAUACACAAAAGAAUUCAUACGGGAGAGAAACCCUACAAAUGUGCAGAAUGUGGCAAAGCUUUUAGCUGUUGUUCAUACCUUACAAGACAUAAGAGAACUCAUACUGGAGAGAAAGCAUACAAAUGUGAAAAAUGUGGCAAAGCCUUUAACCAGUCCUCACACCUUAUUGCACAUGCGAGAAUUCAUAUUGGAGAGAAACCGUACAACUGUGAAGAAUGUGGCAAAGUCUUUAAUCAGUGCUUAUACUUUACUAAACAUAAGAGAAUUCAUAUUGUAGAGAAACCAUACAAAUGUGAAGAAUGUGGCAAAGCCUUUCACAGGUACUCAGCUCUUUCUGUACAUAAAAGAAUUCAUACAGGAGAGAAACCCUACAAAUGUGCACAAUGUGGCAAAGCUUUUAGCAGUUGCUCACACCUUAGAACACACGAGAAAACUCAUACUGGAGAGAAAGCAUACAAAUGUGAAGAAUGUGGCAAAGCCUUUCUUAGGUACUCAGCCCUUUCUAUACAUAAAAGACUUCAUACAGGAGAGAAACCUUACAACUGUGCAGAAUGUGGCAAAAACUUUUAUGAUAUCUCAAUCCUUAGUAAACAUAGGAGAAUUCAUAAUGGAGAGAAACCCUACAAAUGUGAAGAAUGUGGCAAAGCCUUUAACCAGUCUGGACACCUUACAAGACAUAAGAGAAUUCACAUUGCAGAGAAACCGUACAAAUGUGAAGAAUGUGGCAAAGCUUUUAGCCGUUGCUCACACCUUAAAAGACAUAAGACAACUCAUAGUGGAGAGAAACCCUACAAAUGUGAAGAAUGUGGCAAAGCCUUUCACAUGUACUCAGCCCUUUCUAUACAUAAAAGAAUUCAUACAGGAGAGAAACCCUACAAAUGUGCAGAAUGUGGCAAAAACUUUAAUCGUAUCUCAAGCCUUACUCAACAUAAGAUAAUUCAUACUGGAGAGAAACCGUACAAAUGUGAAGAAUGUGGCAAAGCCUUUAAAUGGUGCUCACAACUUAAAAUACAUAAGAUAAUUCAUACUAGAGAAAAACCCUAAAAAUAUGAAGAAUGUGGCAAAGCCUUUCAGUGGCACUCAGACCUUACUAUAUAUGAGGUAAUUCACAGCAGACAAAAAAUCCUACACAUGUGAAGAAUGUGACAAAACCUUUAACUGGUACUCACAUGUUUCCGUACAUAGAAGAACUCAUAUUGGAGAGAAGCCCUACAAAUGAGAACAAUGUGGGAAAGCCUUUAAUCAGUGUUUAUACCCUACUAAGCAAAAAAGAAUUUAUAUUGGAGAAAAAUUGUGCAAAUGUAAAGAAUGUACUAAAGCUUUUAUGCUCAAAACUUUCUAUACAUGAGGAAAUUCAACCAGAGAAAAACCUUACAAAUGUGAGCAGUGUGGCUAGGCCAUUGUCCAGUACUCACACUUUUCUGCAUAUAAGAUGAUUCGUAUUGGAGAGAAACCGUAUAAACAUGAAGAAUGUGGCAAAAUCUUUAGCCACUGUUCAAAUCUUUAUAAGCCUACGAGAAAGAAAUCAUACAAAUGUGCAAAAUGUGGCAAAUACUUUACCUGGUGAUUUUAUUUUAGUAUACAUGAGAGAAUUCAUACACCAACAAAAUUCUACAGAUGUACAUAAAGUGGUGUAGCCUUUAAUCACUCAUCACAUGUUACUCAACAUCAGAGUGUCAUACUGGGUAACUCAUAUAAAUGUAAUGAGUGUGAAAACACCUUUCAGAACAUAAAAAUCUGAGAGUGCACUAGAGUAUUUAUACUAAAAAAAAAUUACCACUAUAAAGAGUGGCAUAGUACCUUUACUUUUAUCACAGACUUUAUUGUGUACAAGAGAAUUUAUAGUGGGGGGAAUUCUCCAUUGAUUGCUCAAACUGAAGAGAAUUUGGAUUGGAGAGACACUCUGUAAGUGUAAUGAAUUCAGAAAAACCUUUGUUCAGUAACACAGCUUUGAAAACACCAGAGGUUAUACUAAAAGAUAUUUUACAUAUGCCAUAAUUUGAAAAAAUAUUUAAUUAAAAAAUUAUUUCUAAAUAAAUACCAGGUGCUAAUACUUUCAGACAUUACUCUAAAGUAGAAUUUUGGUUAUAGAGAAUGCAAAGUUAAAUCAUUUAAUAAUUUAUGUAUGUGUUUAAAAACAGCAGGAGAUUGAUUUUUAUGGAGAGUUAUAAUUACAUUCAGAGUAUGCUUUUUGCAUUAAACAUUUUAUAUUUUUUGGAAAAUUGAAUAUCAAGGUAAUUCAAUUUUAAAUUACUUGAUGCUAUGCCAUCAUUCCUAGUGUAUUUUUGAAAGGAUAUGGUCAAUCAUUGCUGCAUCAAAGAUAUGAAAGAUCUUUCUGAAUUAGGUGGGUGUCAUUCAUAUGCUCUUACAAUGAACACUAAAGACACUAAAAUGUAAGAUGCAUGAAUAAAAUGGAGAGACUCUGUGAUUAACUUGUAAGUGCAUUGCAGGUGAUGUUGGCAUUAGUUGUUCAGAGUAAUAUUCCUCUGUAUUACAGUUAGAAACAUUUGGGAUCUUAGAAGUAAAUUUUUUUUUUAUAAGUUGCGUAUUUAGGUCAUAAAAUACAGUGGAUGUUGAAGUGAUUUUUUAGAGACUAUGCGUAAACUUAAUUUUUUUAAUAAAACAACAUUGUGUUUAAUGUGUUGAGUGUUGUACAUUUAAUAAAGUGUUAUCCCGCCACCAUUAACCUGUCCCGCAUUAUCCAAAGUUGUA
Molecule: messenger RNA, 3711 nt
Organism: Lemur catta (Ring-tailed lemur)
Lineage: Eukaryota; Metazoa; Chordata; Mammalia; Primates; Lemuridae
Product: zinc finger protein 737-like
Exons: 6
Coding region: 169-2043 (624 amino acids)
Biological process (GO): regulation of transcription by RNA polymerase II
Molecular function (GO): RNA polymerase II cis-regulatory region sequence-specific DNA binding; DNA-binding transcription factor activity, RNA polymerase II-specific
Source: RefSeq, a predicted model, not a curated record